Messenger RNA from Papaver somniferum (opium poppy), 5573 nucleotides. Its product is annotated as SNF2 domain-containing protein CLASSY 3-like. Gene Ontology annotation, molecular function: ATP binding; ATP-dependent chromatin remodeler activity. The record is from RefSeq and is a predicted model, not a curated record. The coding region runs from base 279 to 5360 and encodes 1693 amino acids. NCBI's taxonomy places the organism in Eukaryota, Viridiplantae, Streptophyta, Magnoliopsida, Ranunculales, Papaveraceae. Gene Ontology annotation, biological process: gene silencing by siRNA-directed DNA methylation. The transcript is spliced from 4 exons.
AACUCGUAUCAAAACAGCAAAGAUGCAGUUUAGUUGUUGUAUGAAUUUACUGUUCUAGUAUUAGGUGAAGUGCUUCAUAAAUACAGUAAAAACAAAAAUUAAAGGCUUCUUCACAUCUUCGUUUAUAAAAACAACACAGUAAAACGCUCUUGCCGCUCAAAAUCUCCUUUUCCUUUCUCUCUCUCUAAAAACCUUCCAGUUUUCAACGGUUCAGUUUUCUCCUUCUGCAUAUUUUUCUACCUUUCUAUUUCUCGCCGGCCGGAGUAGUUUACAAGGAGAUGGAUUUCUCUACCAUUGCGAGGAGAACCAGGUCUAGAGAUCCUGAGUUUUAUAGACAGCUGCAUGAGAAACUCAAGAAUGAGAGAAGAGCAAGCAGUAAUGGUGGUGGACAGGCUUCUUCAAGUGGAGCUAGUGGGAGUUCAACUGCUCAAAAUCUAGGUGGUGUUGGGACUUCUAGUAGAGGUGGUGGUGGGAGUUCUACUGGUCCUAUUAGAGGUGGUGGUGGGAGAUCUACUGGUCCAAGUACUAGUCAUAAUGUCAUUGUUGUUGAUUACGAAGAAGAUGAAGAAGAGGAAAGAAGGAAGUUGAAGAAACAGAGAGCUAUUAUCAGCAACAAAGUGUCAAAGGAAGUAGAGAAAAACAAAGGGACACAAAGAGAAGAAGCAGAGAGAACAAUCAGGGAAUUGGAGAGAGCGAGACAAGAAGCUGAGCUGAAGAAGAAGGAGAUUAACAAAGAAACUACCUACGUCAGAAGUGAUAGGAAGAAAGAAGAAGAAGAGGCACAUAAAAAGAUUCUUGAAUGGAGACGAUUGAGAGAACAAGCAGAGAGGAUUCCGAAGAAGAAAGAAAUUAACAUAGAAAAUACCAGCUUCAGAAGUGACCGGAAGAAAGAAGAAGAAGAAGAGGCACAUAAAAGGAUUCUUGAAUGGAGACGGUCCAGAGAAGAAGAAGAGAGAAAGAAAGAGAUUAACAAAGAAGAUACUUACUUCAGAAGUAACAGGAAGAAGGAAGAAGAAGAAGCACAUAAAAAGAUUCUUGAAUGGAGACGAAUGAGAGAAGAAGCAUCAACGAAAGAAAAUGCUGCUUCCACUUCUGAUCUGAAGGGGAAAACCAAGAUGGAUUCUGGAGGAUCUUCUAAACAAGAGGAUGUGGUUCUUAUUGAUGAUGAAGAGACUGAGUCGGAUUCUUCGAGUGAGUCGAGCUCCGAAUUUGAAUUCACUACUAGUAGUGAUGAUACAGAUGAUGAUAAUUCCGAUGAUGAGGAUUUUGAUAUACAUGAAGUUGAAGAGGAUGACGAAGAUUCAGACGAAGACGCAGAUGAAUUGGAGGUGGAAGAGGAAUCUGGAGAUGGUGAAGAUUCUGACGCUGCUAUCGCUCUUCCUAAACCAAAGAACGCCAAGGCUAAGGUGGCUAAGGUUGAAGUUAAUGCGAAAAGAACAAUUAUUGAUUUGGAGAAAGAGGUGAAGAAGACGGUUGCAGCUAAGAAAAGAAUCUCCAAGAAAAAUAUUAUUACUGAACCAGUACAUCAAACUCUUAGUGAUGAUUCUGAUGACAGUAUUGCAUUUCCAGAAAACCAAAAUGCUAGUGCUGAUGUUGAAGAGCAAAGCACUUUUGAUAGCUCGGAGGAUAUAGUGGAGGUGGAGUCAAUUCCGCCCAAGAAAAACUCCAACAGUGAUAUAGUUGGUGAACCGGCACAUCGAGCUCUAAGUCAUAAUGAUUCUGAAGAUGGUAAUGCGCUUCCUACGAAACAAAAUUCCAGUACUGAUGAUGUUGAAGUUCAAGCGAAAAGAACUUCAGCUGAUCUGGAUGAGAAGAAGAUUGAGUCUGAAAAAACUUGCAAGAGAAAAAGAGUUCGUGAACAAGCAAUUCAAGCUCCUGCCACCAAGAAUAUAGUUGGUGAAUCAGCUCACCAAGCUCUCAGCGAUGAUGAUUCUAAUGACGGUAUUGUAUUUGCACAAAACAAGAAUGCCACUGCAGAUGCUGAAAUUGAAGAGCAAAGAACGGUUGUUAGCUUGGAGGAUGUAGUGGAGGUGGAGACAGUUGCAGCCAAGGAAAGCUCCAACAGUAAUAUAAUCGGUGAAUCAGCACAGAAAGCUCCCGCUAAUGAUUCUAAUGACGGUAUUCCACUUCCAGAAAACCAGAAUACCAAUGCAGAUGUUGAAGCUGAACUGCAAAGUACUUUUGUUAGCUUGGAGGAUGUAGUGGAGGUGGAGACAGUCACGGCCAAGGAAAGCUCCACCAAAAAUGUAGUUAGUGAACCGAAACAUCAAGGUGUCGUUGAUGAUUCCGAAGAUGGUAUUGCGCUUCCAACGAAACAAAGUGUCAGUGCUGAUGUUGAAGUUAUAGCAAAAACAACUUCAGUUGAUCUGGAGGAGGAGGAGGAGAAGAUUGAGGCUGAAAAAACUUCCAAGAGAAAAAGAGACAGUGAAGUAGCAUUUCAAGCUCCUGCCAAGAGUGAAAAGAAAAACCCCAUACCUUAUAGUUCUACAGCAAAAGUUACAAGGGUGGAAUCUGGUUCAACACGUUCUGUGGAGCAGAAGACGGAGAAGAAGACUUAUCGUACUCUUCUACUUGACAAAAAGAAUAAUGUUCCUGAAAGUGGGAAGGCUAGUGCUUAUCAAACUCCUCCGGUAUGUGACGAGGCAGAGUUUCAUUCUCUGUCAAAGAAUGAGAAGAAGAAAAAGGUUGGUACUCGCGCAGUUCGUAUUGAGACAGAGAAACAAUCUCCAUUGAAAAAUGGAAAGGCUAGUAAUUCUGAAACUAGUCCAGUACAUGAUGAGGCAGCAUUUCAUUCUCUUUCCGAUGAUGAUGCUCGUACUGGUGAUGCUGGCAUUGACAAUGAUGUCGAGGAUGAUGAUCUUGGCAUUGACGAUCUUUCUGAGGUUGAUAAUGCUGUUAAUGAUGAGGAUGUUGACGCUUAUGAUUAUUUACUUGACGAUGAUAUUGAUGUCGCGGAAAAGGAGGAUGGAGAUUUAGGAGGCAAGCGUGUACAAAGUCCAAAGAUUGAUCCCCUUUUCAAGCUCUUUCUAAAUACUAUCUGGGAGAAAGGGGACGUAAUUGAGAAAGAGCCUGAGAUCGUUGAAGUUGCUCCUAGUGUCCCUGAGCCAGUGAAUAUAUACAAGUUUAAUUAUGGUGUUGAGAAACGCCUGCCCAAGGAGAAGUCAGAUUAUGAGAUAGAAAUGGAUAAGCUGUGGGCCGAGUAUGAAUUUGCGCUAAAAUCUUGCGAGCUGGAUACUGCUGCUUCUUCCACUGUUACGAUGGAAGAAGAUGAGGAGCAACAAAUUGUAACGGAUGGAUUUACUUCCUGUGGUGUAGGAAAGCAUCAACUCAUUCUUGAUGAAGAAAUUGGGAUCCGAUGCAUGUUUUGCUCUUUAGUAAAGCGAGAAAUCCGACAUAUAUUGCCAGCCUUUGGAACACCAUGUGCUAGAGAAAGACCAAGUCGGAUAUUGUCUCCUGAUGAUCCAGAGUUCUGUAUGUUUGAUAGUUUUCCGUUGCAAGCAACUGGUGGUGAUAAGGAUUCCAAUGUUCAACCCACAGGAACUGUCUGGGAUAAGUUCCCUGCCAUAAAAGAAAAUCUGUAUCCGCAUCAGAUAGAAGGUUUUGAGUUCUUGUGGAGAAACUUAGCAGGAGGCAUUAAUCUUGAUGGGAAAAACAAGAAGCCUCCUCAUGGUAUUGGUGGAUGCAUUAUUUCUCAUGCUCCAGGGACUGGAAAGACCUUAUUGACUAUUGCUUUCCUCCGUUCGUACAUGGAGAUAUUCAGAGAUUGUAGACCUGUUCUUAUUGCACCAAGCAGCAUGCUUCUGACAUGGGAGGAAGAAUUCAAGAAAUGGAAGGUUGACAUUGCUUUUCACAAUAUUAGUUCUGUGGAAUUCUCAGGGAGGGAAGACGUUGCAGCUCGAAAGCUGGUGAAGAACAAACGAGACGCGAAGUUUAACCGUCUGGUGAAGAUUCUCUCUUGGAGUCGUGGAAACGGUGUCUUGGGAGUAAGCUAUCAACUAUUUGAAAAGCUUACUGCAGACAGAACUGGGGGGAACAAAGAAGAUAAAGAGAGUGAGGAGAUCAGGAGAAUUCUACUCAAGAAGCCUAACUUGAUAAUCCUUGAUGAAGGUCAUACGCCACGGAAUACAAGUAGUAACAUUUUCAAGUGUUUAAAGAAUGUUAAAACGGAUAGGCGGGUAAUUCUAUCAGGCACUCCAUUUCAGAACAACUUUGAUGAGCUUUUCAACACUUUGUGGCUGGUAAGACCAAAAUUCGCUGACAAGAUCUCCAGCAAAAGAAACCAGACUCGAAAGAAGAAAUCAAAGGCCCUUGAAAGUGGGGAACAGUCAAGAGAAAUAUGGGCUUCCUUUACCAGUUCUAUUGGCAAGAAUUCAGAUGUUGGGGUGGCAGAGAUUAGGAGAAUCAUUGAGCCUUUUGUGAAUGUUCAUACAGGAAGCAUAUUGCAAAAGAAACUUCCUGGUUUGCGGGAAUGCGUAGUUGUUUUGCACCCAACGGAUUUGCAGAGGCAACUUCUAGAUGAAAUUAUAAAAAGGAUAAAGAAUUCAUUUGAAGUAGAACGUGCAGUAGCAUUAACCUCUGUGCACCCCUCAUUGUUGAUUAAGUGCAGUUUGGCAAAACAAUGGAAUCAUCAGAAGUGUGUUGUGAAUACACUCAUUAAGAAAAAUCAGUGUAUCAAAGAGGAUGCUUUCCGAUUGAACUAUCAUGAAGGAGUCAAGACAAGGUUUCUUAUGCAACUCAUUAAGCUCAGUGACGCGAUGAAUGAAAAAGUUCUGGUAUUCAGUCAAUUCCGUCAUCCCAUUGCGCUUAUAGAGGAGUAUCUUCAUUCCGCUUACGGUUGGAGAAUGGGGGAGGAGAUACUGCAGAUGGAUGGGAGUCUCGAUGUGAACAAAAGACAAGCUCUGAUUACUCGUUUCAACGAUCCCGAAAGUCAAGUGAAGGUAAUGCUUGCAUCCAUAAAAGCUUGUGGAGAAGGUAUAAGUCUGAUUGGUGCUUCAAGGAUUGUGAUGUUGGAUGUUGUUUGGAACCCAUCAGUGACAAAGCAAGCUAUAAGCAGAGCCUAUAGAUUGGGCCAGAAGAAGGUGGUAUAUACUUAUCAUCUCAUCACUUCAGAGACAUCGGAAGAAAACAAGUACUGUCGACAAGCUCACAAGGAUCAGUUGUCUCAGCAGAUAUUUUUCGCCGAGCAAGGGAAAACAGAAAAUCCAGACAACAAUUCGUCAAAAGUGUCAUCAGAUGAUAAAAUUUUAGAAGCGAUGCUGGAGAACAAUGAGCAGAAAGACAUGUUUAAGAAGAUUAUAUACCAGCCAAAAGAGUCGAUCCUGCUUGAGACUUUUGGGGCAGUACCAUCAAGACUGGCAUGAAAUGAAAUGGUGUGUGUUGCUGCUGUGGGUUAGUUUUCUGGUGUUCAUAGCAUAUACAUAGGCAGAUAAGUCUUUACUUCCCUAAUGUUUCAAGGUACUUCAGUUGUAGGAAUAUCACUCUAUCCGUAGUAUAUCAAUACUGCUAUAUCUAUUAGGGUGUUAAUUGUACUGGUUGUUUAAGUAUUCUAUUAGUAUAUAAUACUGUUACAACAA